Xenia sp. Carnegie-2017 is the source of this 2419-nucleotide messenger RNA. RefSeq lists its product as uncharacterized. NCBI's taxonomy places the organism in Eukaryota, Metazoa, Cnidaria, Anthozoa, Malacalcyonacea, Xeniidae. The coding region runs from base 168 to 1406 and encodes 412 amino acids. The record is from RefSeq and is a predicted model, not a curated record. Gene Ontology annotation, molecular function: calcium ion binding. The transcript is spliced from 6 exons.
GCCCGCUGCGUCUUUUGUUCUAGACGACGCCUCGAUGCGAACAAGGAAUCAAUUUGUUUCUUCAGAUGGACAUAGCAACGUUCGCUGUCAGUUCCUGAUUUUUAUACGAAAAACUUUCCACCCUCUGUGGACUCGUAUAUUUGGCUUUGGUAGUUCUCGGAAGGAAAAUGAUGAAUUUGAAAGUGGUGUCAUUCGUUCAUCUUGUCUUCCUUGUAUCGGGAAUGAACAGCAUGCAGGAAGAAGUACGAGAGAACAAUGAAGUCAUAGAUACAGCAUCAAUGGAUCAGUCGUGGGUUGUUCAAAGUUUCACAAAUCGGAAAGUCAUUGAAGGGGAAUCCCGUCAAGAGGAGUUUGUUGCCCUUCGUGAACGUCGUGAAACAACUAGCGAGCAAAUGAACAUGACCGAAGGAAGUUUCAGUGGCUCUGGAGGUUGUAAAGAUGGAUUUACAGGAGACGGAAAAACCUGCGUAGAUAUCAAUGAAUGCCAGCAAUCUGCUUGUCCAGCUAAUGCUUCAUGCAAUAAUACGAUUGGCAGUUUCACAUGCGUACCCUGUGAUCAAACUUUUUUUGGGGACGGAAAGACGUGCGUGGAGAUUCUACCAAAAUUUUCUACCAUAAAUGUGUUUACUAUGCUGGGCGAUACAGCGGCUCUUUUUUGUGCUUUGAACACUACAACACAGUGGAAAAGAGGCGGGAAAAUCAUCACCAACAACGAAAGAAUAAAAAUCAUGGGAAAUGCUCUUGUCAUUACGUCUCUUGAAGAAAACGACUUCGGAGAAUAUUUGUGCGAAAUUCGAAAUGACCCCGGUAAAGGGUUAAGGAUGCAGAUGAGAAAGAUCACUAGAAGCUCAGACGACGACAAGUACCUCAUUCCGUUUGUAAUCAUGUUAGUUUUAUUUGUCGUGUUGCUUCUCUUGUCGAUUGCCUUAGUGGUCUGGACAAAGAUGAAAAAAACGAGAAUGUCAGCUGACCACGCUGCCGGAACAGAGGAGUUUGGAUUAUCUAAAAGUUUCGACAAUCCAGUUUCUUCCAUUGAAAGCAACAAUAGUGUUAAUGCUCCUGAAAAUUCUGAGUACGCCAGUUUAAGUACUUUCAGAGAAAAUGAUCCGAAGUAUGAAAGUUUGAAGAAGGAUAAGUUUCCAAGCACAAUGCAAUCUCAUCAAGAAGGCAAUGAUCCCUAUGUUAACCCAGUUGAACCUCAUCCAGAGGGUAACAAUCCCUAUGUUACGCCAAUUGAACCUCAUCAAGAAGAUAACAAUCCUUAUGUUACCCCAACUGAAUCUCCUCAAGAAAGUAACAAUCCCUAUGUCAAUGCAAUUGAACCUCGUCAAGAGGGUAACAUUCCCUAUGUUACGCCAAUUGAACCUCAUCAAGGAGAUAACAAUCUCUAUGAAGCCCCUAUAUAACAUUAUCAAGGAAGUAAAAAUCCCUAUGUCACCUCAACUUCAGCCAUCUCUUCACUUUAGAAGUAGAAAAGUUGCACUGUCCAUCAUUUUGUAAAUGUAUAGUUAAUAAAAUUUUCUUGCAGGAUUUUCAAACAAAAGCACUCAAACAAAGGAAUGUACACUGUUUUUACUGAUAGGAAUAUUAGAUCGUCGGGGAAGUAUGGCAAUAUGUUUAUAAUAAUAGAAGUUCUACAGAUUUUGUGUCGGGGAGUAUCAUUACGAUGGUUUCGAGUGCAAGUUUGUAAAUCAUAGAAAAGAAGGUUUCAUUGUAAUCAGUAGUUCACCUGGCUCGCUUAUUCAGUCUUGCUGCUCAAAUUUUCUCCGUUCACUUACUGAGAGAACAAUGAAUUACUAGAGAAAUAAAUAAGAAUGUUACGAUAAAACUUUGAAAUUUACAUAGCAGGACUGAAACACACAUUUUCCAACCAUGUAGCCAGAACAAUGAUUGGGGGGAGGGGAGGCAUAUUCAAGGAUAUAUAAAUGACAUGCCGUAUUAGUUUCUUUUGAAAUCCAUUGUUUUUUACUGAUUAUAAAAUGGUUAUAUGAAUAUGGGCCCCCCAAUCAUCGUUCUGGCUACGUGUCUUUCAUUUACAGUUGCUUCAUUCCUUUCCGUCCAAAGGAAAUCCAGACAAAUGCUACAAAUCCAUGUAUAAAAACCUCGCCUUUUUGUGUGUGGGGGGGAGGGGUGUGUGUCAUAUUAUAUUAACUAAAUCGGCAAAAGAAAUUUUUUGUAGCGAAUCACCACGAUCUUUUAGUCCUACAGUGCGAAUUUUACAGCAAAAAUUUUUAUUCAUUUCUCUAGAAAAUGUAUUCCAUUCAUUUCAUGUACUUCCACUGAUUGAACACAACAAUAUUUGCAUUUUAGGAGUAGAAAACGGGCUGGUUUUGCUACUGAAUGGAAUUUUAUCAUUCACGCCAUCGGGCACUUAUAUAUGCAUGACAUUUAUGAAAUAAAAAAUAAAUUGUUGAAUCAA